Molecule: messenger RNA, 414 nt
Organism: Pseudogymnoascus destructans
Lineage: Eukaryota; Fungi; Ascomycota; Leotiomycetes; Thelebolales; Thelebolaceae
Exons: 2
Coding region: 1-414 (137 amino acids)
Source: RefSeq, a predicted model, not a curated record
AUGAUAUUUGCCGCAGUCUGCAAACUCCGGAGCCCACAGCCCCCGCCAUCACAGAGCGAGCUCUCUGCUGACCGAGCCCACGAGCUUCGGGCUGAAAAAGCUGAUUGUUUAGCCCAGAAGCUCCAGGCCAAAGAAGCCCGGAUAGCCCGCCAGGCUAUCAACCGGGCCCGCAAACAGCUCCGUAGAGCUGGAAUUGAGGCCCGGAAGCAGGAACGCCUCCGGAAAAAGAGGGUGGCAUUCUACACUAAUGCCAGCCUCCCAAUUCCUCUAGAGUGGGAGGACCCAAUUCCUGACCCGGAAGCCUCUGAAAGUGAGGGCGAGGAGGAGUAUGAGAUUGCGGGCGAGUGUGGGAGCGAGCGUGGGAGUGAGGAUGGGAGCGAGCGUGGGAGUCAAAGUGAUAAUUCAAUAGAGUAG